AGUGCAUAAUAAUCAACAUAUUAGCCAAGGUGCUUUUUAGAUAUCGAUCCGCUAUUUCGAGCUAGUUGGAUUUAUCCCACCGCGUGGACAUUUGCAAGAGUUGAUUUUUAUAGCUUUGCGUCGUGGGUUUUUUUGGGUGCUUUUCUGUUGACGAGCAACAAUGCCGAAGAGGAAGUCUCCCGAAGGUCCCGAGGGCAAGGACAGCUCCAAGGUCACCAAGCAAGAGCCCACCAGGAAGUCCGAGAGGUUGUCAGCGAAACCUGCACCGCCGAAGCCCGAGGCCAAACCCAAGAAGGCUGUCGUCAAGAAGGUGGCUGAUGAAAAGGGGCUGAAGGCACGGAAAACCGCCACCAAAGGGAAGAAGGAAGACGGCCCUGCCCAGAACGGAGAUGCCAAGGCUAACGAGAUCAUUGUGUGUCGUCCGUCUGUCAGUGUGUCCUCCAUCAGAAAUUCGGCUCCCUCCACCAUGUCAGUGCGAGGGCAGAGCGAGACAGUCAGAGUGAAGGGUACGCGAGUGUCACGCUAACUCAUCUUUUUGCGUGUGCCCUACUAACUCACGGCUUCACCUUCAGCAUUCAAGCCUUUUCACACUGCAUUUAGCGGCGCCAUCGCGCACCGUCGACCGAGCCUUUUACUAUCUGCCGUACUCCGUAAGAUUAACCAAGUAAUUUGACGAUAGUUUGAAGUCCACCAGAGGGGAAUUUUCCAUCCAUGUACCGUAAUUUCCGGUCUUCAAGCCACGACUUUUUUCACACGCUUUCAACCCUGUGGUUUAUGCAGUAAUGCGGCUAAUUUGUGCAUUUUUUCUCGCGACCGCAAGAGGGCACUCGAGUGGCUAAGGGUAAGAAUGGGACCGGUGGAAUAUAUGUGCCAAGGAAGUGACUUUUACCGGCGCUGUUAGCGCUGCGCUAGCGUUAGCGUGUUGCUGCUGUCUUACUGGCGUGUCUCAGUGACAUUUACCGGUACGUUUUAUUUUCACGUUAGCUAGCUAGCUAGCGUUAGCACCACACUAGUGUUAAAUUAUUUCUGUGUACCGUCUUUCAGUCUAAAUAUCUCGUGUUUCAAUGCGGGUUUCAAUCUGGGCACUUGCGGGUUUUACACAGCUCCGGCGUAUGUAUGUACCAAAUAGUAUUUCCUUUACAAAUGUACUCGGUGAGGCUUGUAACCAGGUGCGCUCUGCAGGCCGGGAAUUACGGUAUCUAAAAUCAGACCCUCUUGUUCAAGCUGAAAACAUUUCUGCGAGUGUUUAUUUUGUGAGCUCUAAAAAACUUCUACAGAACUUUGCUUUUUUAAAAAAAAAAAAAUACAGGCUUAGUCAUAAGAUGUAGGAUGAAAAGAGCAGAAAAUGGAGAGGGGGAAAAUGUAUGAAUGCAGUUUCGCUUUGUCCCGAGCUCUCGAACCGUGACGUGGUUAAGGUUGCAAUAGUGAUGGACUGAGACCUCCACUACUUUGAAUUGAUUAACUUGGUUGGAUGUAGCGUAUUUAACAAUACAAAUGUUUGCUCAAAAUAAAACCUAGCAUGGUCUCAAAUGUUUUAUUCUUAUCAUUUAAUCUCCUCCUCAUGGCAAGCAAAGCCAGGUCUGCUUUCUGUGGUAACCUUUCUACAUCCAAACCAGCAGGAAAAGGCCCCGACUAGGCUACUUCCUUUUUAGGAGCGUCAGUAGUUGAGGCGCUAAGUGUCACAAAAAAUAAAAGAAAAUGAUUCUUUCAUGCUGACUAAACGGAGUUCUUGUGAAGAAUGCAAUGGAAACAAUUUGAACUGAAGUUUUGUGCGACUUUGUCGGUCGAAUUCUAAAUCCUACAACUUUAGAGGUUGGACUGUAAAAUUUCUUUUAAUCUUGUGUAUUUGCAGUGCGUUGCAGUCCAUCUUUAACGUUAAAAAUUCUUUGUAAAAGUCUUAAUCGCUGCCGUCUUU
Syngnathoides biaculeatus (alligator pipefish) is the source of this 1915-nucleotide messenger RNA. It is a transcript of the gene hmgn3, whose product is annotated as high mobility group nucleosomal binding domain 3. NCBI's taxonomy places the organism in Eukaryota, Metazoa, Chordata, Actinopteri, Syngnathiformes, Syngnathidae. The transcript has 6 exons. Gene Ontology annotation, molecular function: nucleosomal DNA binding. Bases 161 to 526 code for a protein of 121 amino acids. The record is from RefSeq and is a predicted model, not a curated record. Gene Ontology annotation, biological process: chromatin organization. Gene Ontology annotation, cellular component: nucleus; chromatin.